Zychaea mexicana is the source of this 336-nucleotide messenger RNA. RefSeq lists its product as uncharacterized. Bases 1 to 336 code for a protein of 111 amino acids. The transcript is spliced from 5 exons. The record is from RefSeq and is a predicted model, not a curated record. Lineage: Eukaryota; Fungi; Mucoromycota; Mucoromycetes; Mucorales; Lichtheimiaceae.
AUGCCAGGCAAUAAUCAUAAACAGAAGCCAUCCGAUCGACGCGAUUCGCUGAAACAACAACAACGAAAGAAUUCAGCCGGUGUGAAUGGAUUCAAUAGCGCAGAAGUUGUGCAGUUCUUAAACCAACGAUUUUCAGACACGUUGACAGCAUAUCACGACACAAAUGCCGAGGCAUCGACGAGACCGGUCAAGUAUGAGAGUCAGGAGAAGGCAUGGGGCGGCAAAGGAGGACUACCGUCAGUAUGGGGACAAAAGAAUGGUGCCAUGGCAACUGGAGCUGAUCUGUUCUCAGAAAUGCUGAAAACACCGCAUCAGCAACAACAGCAGCAGCAGUAG